CUAACACUCUGCACUCUGCUAUGUAUGCGCACAAGAAAAAAUAAACAUGCUUCACACUAUCAAGACGGUUCUGACGUAUUCACCUGCGGCUUCAUCAGUACCACGAUCUCUCUCUUGCAACCGUGGUCGGGAAGUUUCUGUCGUUAGAUUUUGCACCCGCCCAGAAGCAGAAACUGAUCAUAGUGAUCAUAACAUGGACAAGGAGAAAGAUCAGAACCCAAGCGAGGAAGCUGCUGCAACUACCGAAGACGGGGAUGUGAUGUCUCAUCCGUUUGGGGAAGCGUAUGCUACGAGGUGCGAUGAAGAAGGAUUUGGAGGAACUUACGGUGGGAACCAAUCUCUUCCCAAGACUGAGACGGAUAAGUUCAUCGAUGAAAACCACCCAGCUUACGACAAGACGCAGGGGAGUGAGGUGAAGGAGAAGGAAAAAGGGAGGCAUCAACCUAGCGCCAACUCCUAGUUUAUUCAUCUUUUUUGUACUUCAAGCUUGUAUUUUCAUGUUUCGAGCUCUCCUCGACUUGGCUUCUUUUCUUGCUCUGCUUUCUCUUUUAAUUAUUCCAUAUAUAAAUUAGAGUUGAUGUGCUAA
This is a messenger RNA of Arachis duranensis, 586 nucleotides long. RefSeq lists its product as uncharacterized. The transcript has 3 exons. The record is from RefSeq and is a predicted model, not a curated record. The coding region runs from base 47 to 460 and encodes 137 amino acids. NCBI's taxonomy places the organism in Eukaryota, Viridiplantae, Streptophyta, Magnoliopsida, Fabales, Fabaceae.